UGGGAGCUCAUCUCAUCUUAAUCAAUCGACGGGCCAGGUGGAGCUGCGGAUGAAGCUACGUCAGGCGUCGAGCGAGUGCUUCGAAUCCGACAGAGCGCGACCCGUUCAUGUUCACAAGUACGCUAGCCAGCACUACAAUGGAGCUGCGUAGCGCGGUGAAAGCUGCUGCAGGGAUGAGCGAUGUCACAUGAGUCGGAGCUUGUCACUGCUAACCUCCGACUAGACUUCUUUGAAGACCGCGCUCUCACCAACCACCUUUUCAACAACUGCACCCUGACCCCAACUAACACUCCGGCGCCAGAAUGCCCGCCAGAUCGGGCACCUCGUCAUCGAGCAUGCAUACCGCCACUUCCUUCAGCUCCAGCUUCAUGGACGCCUCGCCAACACGCCAGUCGCCGAAUCGCAGAAGCAGUCACCGCCAAAAGCGCGAAUCCCUCAUCCGCGACCCCUAUGAGAGCCCGGCCAAGCAACUAGCCCUCGAGUUCAACCUCCGCCUCAGCAUAUCCGACCGGGAGUUCAACGAGAAGCUAGACCAAGCUGCGAACGAGCGAGCGAAACAACAUGCUCAACAACUCGCCCACGCUGCCGAGGAACACGAGCGCGUCUUCAGGAGCGCGAAGCUCGAGAUCGAACGCAUUGCUUUGGAAGAAGAGCAGGCGCGCCUACGCCAUGAAGAGGCUCAAAGGCAGGAGAUUGAGCGCCUGAAGCAGGAGAAGGCGCGCGAGCAAGCCGAGGCUCAGCAAAGGGCUCUGGAAGCAAGACAGCGCGAGGAAGAAGCCGCCCGCCAAGCCGCAGAACACAAGUUGAAGCUCCAACAAGCCGAUGCCCGCAUCAAAGCCCAGCAAGAGCAACAGGCGGCCGCUGAGAGGCAGAAGAAGGAAAAGGACGAAGCUGAUCGGAAGGCUGCCGAGGCUGCGGCCGCUGCAGAGAAGGCUCGACAGCAAGCACCACCACAGCAGCCAGCCGCUCAGCCCACCCCCGCGCCGGCUCCCACACAAGCACCACCACAACCAAAGCCAUCGAACGCCGCACCCGCAACUAGCACCAGCGCCGAGCAGAUUCACGCCAAAUACCUGGAACUUCACCAGCGCAUGAAGGCCUUCCGCAAAGCUUUCUGGGAGGAACACAAGAAGCCAACCUCUCCUCUCAAGGGCCCCGUUGGUGAUGCCCGACGCGCCAUCCGCACUCGACUUGGUCAGAUCACUGUGGAGCGAAAGGACAGCGCCGCCGCCAUCAAGCGCCUCCGAACCGAAUGCUUCGACAUCGCAUCAACAACACCCGGCCCCAUGGUCGACAUCCGACAAUACAUUGUCUCGCACCAGAUCCCCCAGCUAGCCAACGAGAAUGAGGCAGCAUACCCGGCGUUCCUGCUCUACGUCUGGAUCUGCUUCGAGAAGUUCCUCGUAAAGCAGUUCGAAAAGGAGGCUGCCAACACCGACGGACGCAUCAUCCAGGAAAUUGGUUUGAUAGCAGCCAGCUUGUUCGGUGACCAGAAGUACAUGUGGAACGGUCUUCCUCUCACCGACAUUGCGCUGGCCAAGCUACACAAAGCGUGCCCUAUUCUCUUCGGCAUUCGUGGUACUAUGAACACCAAGGAAGGUCGGUUGCGUCUAGGCUGGCAGGAGGACUCAACCCCAGAGACAUACUCGCAGCGUAUGCGCGGUCUCGGAGCUGGCUACGCCUCCAUGUCCCUCCGCUCAUUCGGUGCCAAGGCGCCAGCGAUUGCCGCCUCAGAGUACUGGCGUGCCAUCUCGUCGAUUUGCAACACACCCUCUGAGCAACUUUGGCCAGGACACUUCGCCAUCCUCAGCGGCCUCAUUCGCGACUACCACAAGAAGUUCAUCCAGUUCUACGGCGUACCCGCGCGUGGUGUCCUACGUCGCGCUGUCGUCGAUCUACCCGUCCGUGCACCAGAGCGCUGCAAGGACGCAGCGAGUACCAUUGCUGUGUACCGCGAGACCUGGAAGAGGGAGGGGUUCUCGCUGGAUUAGAAGAAGAAAAGGCGUGUUGACGCAGAUGGAAUAGCAUUGGGGGCAAUUUCUUUCAUUGUCAAGAAUCUUUUGUCAAUCUUGCAUGGGACGGCGCAUAUCAUCAGCAGUAUGACCUAUGGUCGUGGGUUGCAUCUUUUCUUUUUCUCUUCGGUUUUUCUUCUGUCUCGGUGGAUAAGGAAAUCUACAAAGUACAUGCGUAGAACAUCGUCGUUCGCGACAAUGAAAUAGUCUCGCUCAUUAUCUUACCUACCGCGAGCAUGAAUUGAUCAAUAUCGCCC
Alternaria rosae is the source of this 2269-nucleotide messenger RNA. RefSeq lists its product as uncharacterized. The transcript has a single exon. Lineage: Eukaryota; Fungi; Ascomycota; Dothideomycetes; Pleosporales; Pleosporaceae. Gene Ontology annotation, molecular function: translation initiation factor binding; inositol hexakisphosphate binding; phospholipid binding. Gene Ontology annotation, biological process: regulation of translational initiation; regulation of translational termination; poly(A)+ mRNA export from nucleus. Gene Ontology annotation, cellular component: nuclear pore; cytoplasm; nuclear pore cytoplasmic filaments. The coding region runs from base 303 to 1991 and encodes 562 amino acids. The record is from RefSeq and is a predicted model, not a curated record.